UAAGCACUGGGCCAGCUGGAGCCUGUUUGAUCCGGACCUGUUGGGCCAGGCUCAGCUAUGCAGCUGGACGUACCGGGAUGGGACCCGUACCCACCCAGAAGCACCUCACCCCUGGCCCUCCCACCCUGCCAUUAGUCCAACAGCCAGCCUGGCCACCAUGGUGUGCUCUUCCGAGUCCUUCUUCCAGCUUUUCCUUCAGAAUGGGAACAGGAGGCAAGUUGGUUGUCCCCUUUGUUCCUGUAAAACAUGCUAAGUUGACAUCACAUGCAGAAAGCAGGCCGUCUUGAUUCCUUGGCACCCAGACUCUGGAAAUCAACAGACAACUCCUUAAAAGACUAUCCCGUGAGGGGGUGCACACCUUUAGUUCCAGUAUUUGGAGAGCAGAGGCAGGAGGAUUUCAGGACCAUCAGGGUAUGAAGAGAAGCACUGCCUGAAAAGGCCAAGGAAACAAAAAACACUGACGGAGGCAAAGGAGGUCUUGUGCAUGCUGCCACAGUCUCUGUAGAGCUAGAGGAUUUUCACAGUCAAUCUUCAGGAGUCUGUGGGAGGUGCUCAGUACUUCUCCAAAGGAAGGCAGUGAGUGCUGAUGAAAUUGGCAGUGUGAGUCUUGGCUCCCUGCCAGGAGUGGGGUCCAGAAGGCAGAGAUUCAUGAUUCUUAGGACAUGCUGUGAAUGCCAUAGUCUGAAGAAAUGAAAGUCUAAGCAAGUGUCAGAAUCCAACAUACUUGAGGAACAGUUCAAAUGUACAGCCUUCUGUAGCUGUCAAAGGAAGGAGGCUCUCCCAAACCCCAUACACUGAAGCCCAGGUUCAUAUCCUCCAGCUACAUAGACUUUGCUGCUAGAUUGGACUUUUAAAUCAUCCUAACAGUAGCAGUACAUUGAAGUGUGCUUCGUUGUUGUCUUCUCUGAAAGGAAUAAUGCUGUCAGCAUGUCUGCACACUCCAUGCUUUCUGAAAGAAUUUCCAUAGCCAAGGAACUGAUCAAGAGAGCAGAAUCACUGUCUAGAUCAAGAAAAGGUGGCAUAGAAGGUGGUGCAAAGCUGUGCAGCAAACUGAAGGCAGAAUUAAAAUUCUUACAGAAAAUAGAGGCCGGGAAGGUGGCUAUUAAAGAGUCCCAUUUACAAAGCACGAAUCUAACACACCUGAAAGCCAUUGUGGAAUCUGCAGAGAACCUAGAAGAGGUCGUUAGUGUUCUUCGUGUUUUCGGCUACACGGAUACCUUUGGAGAAAAGCAGACUCUUGUGGUGGAUGUCGUAGCAAAUGGAGGUCAUACCUGGGUCAAAGCUAUUGGCCGGAAGGCUGAAGCACUGCACAACAUCUGGCUGGGCAGGGGCCAGUAUGGUGACAAGAGCAUCAUUGAGCAGGCUGAAGACUUCCUUCAGGCCAGUCGCCAGCAACCAGUGCAGUAUAGCAACCCUCACAUUGUGUUUGCAUUUUACAACAGUGUCUCCAGCCCCAUGGCAGAAAAGCUGAAAGAUAUGGGCAUAUCCGUAAGAGGAGACAUCGUGGCGGUCAACUCUCUGCUCCAUCACCCGGAGGAGUUACAGCCGAGCGAGAGUGAGUCAGACGAUGAGGGCCAAGAACUUCUGCAGGUGACAAGAGUAGACCGAGCAAAUGUACUGGCACAUGUUGCCUUUCCAACAGAGAUCAAAGUUGAUGUGUGCAAAAGGGUCAACCUGGACAUUACUACUUUAAUCACAUAUGUAUCUGCUAUGAGUUAUGGAGGCUGCCACUUUAUCUUCAAAGAAAAAGUGCUCACUGAGCAAGCAGAGCAAGAGAGGAAAGAGCAGGUUUUACCUCAGCUGGAAGCAUUUAUGAAGGACAAGGAGUUGUUUGCCUGUGAAUCUGCUGUCAAGGAUUUUCAGUCCAUUCUAGAUACCUUAGGGGGGCCCGGAGAGAGGGAGAGGGCCUCCGCACUAAUUAAGCGAGUCAGUGUGGUACCGGACCAGCCUUCUGAGCGUGCCUUGAGAUUAGUGGCGAGUUCAAAAAUCAAUAGCCGUUCGUUAACGAUUUUUGGGACAGGAGAUACCCUGAAAGCCAUCACGAUGACUGCCAAUAGUGGUUUUGUCAGAGCUGCCAACAACCAGGGUGUUAAAUUCAGUGUGUUCAUCCAUCAGCCUAGAGCACUCACUGAGAGUAAAGAGGCGUUAGCUAUGCCCUUACCAAAAGACUUCACCAGCGAUGGUGCACGCUAGUGCUGUCCCAUAAGUGUUGUGGAAAUAUGUUAUUUAUACCAAAGGCUGCCCUUCCCAUCUAAAUUGGGAGAAAAAAAAGUAAGUUUAUAGUAAAAUAAUAUCUAGAACUCUUCCGUGUUUAAGUAGAAGUUCUUUGUGUUUCAUCUGUUUAAGGUCUAUAAAUUAGAAAAAGCUCAAGAGACAUCUUAUAUAUCUCUGCAUUACAUUGCAAACUAUAUCAUUGCAGGUAAAAACAAAUAUAUCUGUGUAAGGCUUUUAGCUAUUGUAUAAUGCUUUUGUUUUCCUCUGUUGGGCUGCAGCCUCCACUACAGGUAAUCACAGUUUGUUCAUGGACUAUAGCUCCUUGAUUCUUGAAUUCAUUAAACAUCUGGAGAAAACUCUGA
Messenger RNA from Psammomys obesus (fat sand rat), 2576 nucleotides. RefSeq names its product chromosome unknown C7orf25 homolog (gene CUNH7orf25). Lineage: Eukaryota; Metazoa; Chordata; Mammalia; Rodentia; Muridae. Bases 928 to 2193 code for a protein of 421 amino acids. The record is from RefSeq and is a predicted model, not a curated record. The transcript is spliced from 3 exons.